AUGCCGCCGAAGAAGAAGAAGAAGGACGACGGUCCGGUCGAGGAGGUGUGCCCGGAGGGCAUGGAUCCCGACUACUUCGCGCUGACCCAGAACAUGGGCGGCCUCGUGGACAUCGCCAAGAACGGCAACAAGGGAAGCGGGCCCGUUUUAAUGGACAGGACACAAGCCCUGACACAACUUUGGACGCACGCCGUCGCGCGGAACGGUGCGCGCAAGGACGAGGUCGUGACCGCGGGUGCUUUGGAUGCCGCCGCGACGGUGUGCUCUCCAAAGUUCGCGGCCGAUCCCCCGGCGCAGGGUGCCGCCGCGGGCCUGCUCGCGGUGUUGGCCAAGGACCCCGAGCUCUGCCCGAGGAUGAUAGAGCUCAAGGUUGAUAAGUUCGCGCUGGACCUGUGCCACUGCGACUCCACCGCCGCGAACGACGCCGCCGUGUCGUUGCUCGCGAGGCUCGCGGAGAAUCCAAACACCAGACCGGCGGUGGUCAAGACGACCAUGCAGAGGAUCGCCGGGUGGGAGUGCGUGGUCCGCAUCCUGCGCACCCCCGGAUGCACCAUCGAGGCGAAAACCGACGCGAUGCGCUUCUUCAACCUCGCGUGCGAGCACGGCAGGGACGAACCGCCGCCGGAGGGCGGAUACCCCGAGGGCGUUGAUCCUCCCCAGUCAACCGCGCCCGAAGUCCGAAGGCACGUUGCGUAUUGGUGCCCCACGGCGGUCGCGCAUCUCCUCGACCGCGCGUGCGACGACACCGUGAGUGGGGGAACCGGGCCGGACGACCCGCCGGUCCAGGCGCCCGAGUUUGUGACCCUGCGUUCGCUCGCGGCGACGACCAUCGCGUCGCUCUCGAGGGAGGAGGCGAUCAAGGAUUGGAUCACGCGGGAUAAGCACAGGGUGCGGGUGUUCGUGGAUGCGCUCAAAUCCACCGUGGCGACGUUGAAGGUGCGGGCGCAGCUGGCCACCGCGCUGUACAACGCGUGUGACGUCACCGCGUCCGUGCUCGAGAAGCUCCGGCUGUCCGACGACGGGGCGGGGAACGACGGGGGAGGAGAAGAAGGAGAAGGAGGAGGAGGGGGAGGAGGAGGGGGAGGAGCCGGGGCGUCCUCGAGCGACUCGGCGGCGGCCUCGAUGUUCCCCGGGGGGUUCGGCUCGGCGAUGGUUCAAUCGCCGCCUCACGACGAGGAGCUCAGGCGGCUGGGUCUGUUGGUGGACGCGGGGGCGAUGACGCCGCUGGUGCGUAUGUGCGCUGGCGCCAAGGGGUAUUCGCCGCCGAAGGACCCGGUUCCGCCUUCGCCAGCCAAGGGCGAAUCGUCGCACGCGGAGGAGGAAAAGGAGGAGGUGGCGCGGGACGAGGCUUCCGCGAACGAGGGCGGGGAAACGGCGGAAGGGGACGCGGAUGACGAUGCAAAGGCGGAGGGAGAGGGCGGUGACGUGGAUGCUGACGUGGAUGCUGACAUGGACGGCGACGGUGCCGACGGCGACGAAAAGGCGGACGCAGACGCAGACGCAGACGGUGACGGCGGCGGCGGCGGCGAAGAAGAAGGCGGAGGCAAGAAGAAGAAGAAGGGGCAGAAGAAGGGCGGCAAGAAGAAGGCCGCGAGCAAACCGCCGGCGGGCAUGGGCGCGGGACAGCUCGCCGCCGCGGGCUUACUCCGAGCGUUCACUCGAGAACCGGAGUGGGCGGCUCUGGUGGCCAGGUCGGACGGUGCCCGAAUGCUCGUGCAGCUGUCGAAGGUCAAGGAAGACCAGACGCGGUGGCACGCGCAGGCUGCGCUGUACGCAAUCGCGGCGGACAUCGAUCGUAACGGUCGGUACCUCGAUCACGCGAAGUGUCCCGAGUACAUCACGCGCGUGUCGGCGAUUAGGCGACGGCAGCCGAUGAGGCCCAGCGCAAAGUUCAUGCCUGCUCCGGUUGAAUCCGCCUGGUUGAAGACUGGCGCCGCGUGA
This is a messenger RNA of Micromonas commoda, 1941 nucleotides long. RefSeq lists its product with no specific name. NCBI's taxonomy places the organism in Eukaryota, Viridiplantae, Chlorophyta, Mamiellophyceae, Mamiellales, Mamiellaceae. The coding region runs from base 1 to 1941 and encodes 646 amino acids. The record is from RefSeq and is a predicted model, not a curated record. The transcript has 2 exons.